UUCACGCUAAAAAGUGUGAGGGGGGAAGUUGCUUGUUUUUUCCUUUCUUUCAAAACAACCAAAUCAACAUGUCUUCUCAACAACCUCAAUUCAGUGAAAACGACCAACGUGAACUCGCUCAGUUCCUUGAAGCCGAAAACGCCAAAGCUCGUAUUCAACAAACUGUGCAUACUUUGACUGAUAGCUGUUGGGACAAAUGUAUCUCCAAAGUCAACAAUAAAUUGGACCGUAGUGAAGAAGCUUGUUUGUCCAACUGUGUGGAACGUUUCUUGGACACCAGUUUGUUCAUUGUGAAGCGUUUGGAAGACUUGCGUGGCUCUGGCAUGUAAACUACCUUAUAUUAUUCAAGACUAGAUCAUCCACAACUCUUUUAUAUAUAUAUGUUUUUUUUUAUCAACAAAAUCGCUCUUCCUUUCAUCCUCUCCUCUUCUUCACGAUCCAACUUUUUUUUUACAUAGUUUUACAUAGACUUCAUGAAAACAAAACAACCACCCCAUUCCAUUUUGUUCAAUUUGAUGAAUAAUAAAGAAGAAAAAAAAAUAUAUAUUUUGUACAUUUCAAAA
This is a messenger RNA of Halteromyces radiatus, 563 nucleotides long. Its product is annotated as Tim10/DDP family zinc finger-domain-containing protein. Lineage: Eukaryota; Fungi; Mucoromycota; Mucoromycetes; Mucorales; Cunninghamellaceae. The coding region runs from base 69 to 329 and encodes 86 amino acids. The transcript has 3 exons. The record is from RefSeq and is a predicted model, not a curated record.